Messenger RNA from Thermothielavioides terrestris NRRL 8126, 1125 nucleotides. RefSeq lists its product as uncharacterized. The record is from RefSeq and is a predicted model, not a curated record. NCBI's taxonomy places the organism in Eukaryota, Fungi, Ascomycota, Sordariomycetes, Sordariales, Chaetomiaceae. Gene Ontology annotation, biological process: phospholipid biosynthetic process. Gene Ontology annotation, molecular function: phosphotransferase activity, for other substituted phosphate groups. The transcript has 5 exons. Gene Ontology annotation, cellular component: membrane. Bases 275 to 1012 code for a protein of 245 amino acids.
GGGCACUAACGUUAACCACACGACAGGGUUGUCUCCACCGCCGCAAGCGCUUUUGACGUGCGUCAAAACCAUAACCAACCACCGUCGCGAGCCAACAACAAGCAGCCGACAUAAAUACAUCUUCCCUAGACCAGAUCCUCAGGCCGACAAGCAGUUUACUCCGUUUCCGUCUACGACCCCGACGUCCUCUUCAAUACCCGGAGAAACCGCAACGACCGACGACAUCGUGACUACCAAGGCAAGAGACGCCGCAAGCGGUCAAGGAGCACAGGACAUGUCGAAACGAAGCAGCGUUGCCGGGGCUGCCGCGAAUGGCGCCGCGUCAAAAGAGGGUAGUCCGGUCAACCCGCCUUCAAUAGACAAGCAGAAGCUCCUACUCUCCGCCGACUCCGGCCACUUCUCCCUCAUCCGCGCGCUGCACCUAGCCGACUUCAUUACCGAGCUGAACGGCCUCUGCGGCAUCCUCUCCCUCUUCUCCUCGAUGCGCUACUGCCUCGGCGAUCCCACACACCACGGCAAUCUCUGGGCGGCGCUGGCCUUCCUGCCCUUCGGCCUCUUCUUCGACUUCCUCGACGGCAAAGUCGCGCGGUGGAGGAAGAAGAGCAGCCUGAUGGGCCAGGAGCUAGACUCGCUCGCCGAUCUGAUCUCCUUCGGCGUCUCUCCCGCCGCGGUGGCCUUCGCGAUCGGGAUCCGCACGCCGGUCGACCACCUGUGCCUGGCCUUCUUCGUGCUGUGCGGCCUGACGCGGCUGGCGCGCUUCAACGUGACGGCGACGUCGAUCCCCAAGGACGCCUCCGGCAAGGCGCGCUACUUCGAGGGCACGCCGAUCCCGACCACGCUCGCGCUCGACGCCCUCAUGGGCUGGUGGGUCGCCCGCGGCUGGAUCCACGCCGCCCUGCCCGGCGGCCUGUGGUUCGCCGGCUCUCCGCUCGAGGUGCACCCCGUCGUCGCCCUCUUCCUGCUGCACGGCUGCCUCAUGACCAGCAGGACGAUUCACAUCCCCAAGCUGUAGCCGGCUGUGGCGGAGGAGGAAGGGGGAUAUCUUCUUUCCUUUUUUUUCUCUGUUCUUGGGGAUAUAUCUCGGGUUCUUCACAGAGAGAGAGAGAGAGAGAGAGAGGACGGGUU